GUUUAUGGUGAUGGUGGAGUACUGUCGCCAUGGUAACCUGCAUCAGUACCUGCACCGCCACAAGAACAGCUUCAUCAACCAGGUGCACCCCAUCACCGGGGAGUUUGACGCUACCCUGGGAGAGGAGGAGUAUGCCGCUGCCAUGAGGCGCGACUCCACAUCAGAGAGCACUCCGCUGCAAUACGCCAGUCUGGCACACAGCUCAGACGGCCAGGUGACCAUAACACCCGGCCGCAGCCUCUACCGGUCGCCGCGGCGUGGUAGCACCAGCUCCAGCGUCCACAGUGCCGCCUGGGACUCGACGGACCCGACCGGCGCCGGAGCUGAGGACUCGGUGUGCCAGAGCCCCAGCGCGCUCGACGACGAGCCGCGGUUCGCCACGCUGAGCGGUGGCGGCCGGCGGCCCCGGCGCACCCCGCUCACCACACGAGACCUCCUGCAGUGGAGCUACCAGGUGGCGCGCGGCAUGGAGUACCUGGCCUCGCGCAAACUGCUGCACGGAGACCUGGCCGCCCGCAACAUCCUGCUUGCAGAGAGCCGGAUCGUCAAAAUAUCCGACUUUGGACUGUCGCGGGAUAUUUAUAAGACAAAGGAUUACAGGAAGAAGGGCAAGGGUCUGCUGCCGGUCAAGUGGAUGGCGAUCGAGUCGAUUCAGGAGUCGCUGUUUUCCACCCAGUCUGACGUCUGGUCGUUCGGUGUCGUCAUGUGGGAGUUCUUCUCACUGGGCGCCACGCCCUACCCCGGCAUGGAGUACGACGUCAACUUCGUCAGGCGGCUGCGGGACGGCUACCGUAUGGAGGCGCCCAAGUUCUCUCCGAGCUCCACUUACCAGCUGAUGUUGGACUGCUGGAAGGAGACGCCGGGUACCCGACCCAGCUUCACCGAGAUCAGCGAGCGGCUCGGGCACUACCUCGAGGAGCAGGUCAAAAAGGACUACAUCCAGCUGAACGAGCCGUACCAGGUGAUGAACUCAGAGUACUUCAACCGCCGGGUGGACUACGUCAACACGCUCAUCAGUCCCGACUAUCAGAAUGUGACGCCGCGCGGCCAACCCCUCGGCGCAGGCUCCGAGCGGGGCUCCGUAGGAUCGCAGGGCUCCCAGGAGGGGGUCACCGUGUGGCCAGACACGGGGGUCGCCGGAUAUAUAGCCCUCAGCAAAGGAGGUGCCCCAGCUCCGCUGGUCGACGACGACAGUUACCUGCUGAUGUCGCCCGGACCCGACUCCUCUCCGGAUGGAGGCGUCUUCUCGCCGCGGCCUCGUGACGGCGCGGGACACUUCGAGUUCCCGCCACCGCCGCAGCUGGCGCGCGAGUCGCCGCCGAACGGCUUCUAUAACCCGUCCUACCACGAAGCCGGCAAGGGUCGCGUGCCAUCCACGCCAAAAAUGGGCACCAAAGUGUCUCGCCCCGCGAGACCGGCCGUCGCGGAAGCCUCGGAAGAGCACAGAGAUCAGCGAGAGGACACGCCGGUGGCGAGCUCUCCUGCGCCGGAUGAAGACCAUGCUUCCCGUCUGCCGCCGGGGGUCGAAGCUGACACUCACUACCGAAUACCGGUCCCGGUCGGAUGCGAACAAUUGGUGUAAGAGGGCAGUGAAAUCCCUCGUGUUUGAGUGCUGAAUGCAUCAGGGGACAGCUCGGAGGCUGGGCGGCGCUUGCAGGGGCUUUGAGCUGGCUUCCGUGCUGCUCUGCGGCAGAAAUAUCGUAUCGCUCUGCGCGGGGAAGUCGCAUCCAGGGUUCGUACUCGUCCUGGCCGUCAAACUUCAUGCGCCGAGCGCAACAGGCGGCAAACGAGUUAGUUGUCGCGGAGGCCAGUUGACGUCGCUGUUGUCGCGGUGUUAAAGAUACGCUUGUGCCUGCGUUCUGAGUGGCUGCCAGUGCAGUGAUCUUCAGCGGUCGAGAGUGGUUCCUGGUGAUCUUCAGCGUUCCAAUGGGGUUCAUGGUGAUCCUCAAUGGCUCCUGGGGAUCUCCUAAGGUCUUUGGUGUUCCUCGAUGAACUUGGGGGCCUCUGAUGGUCCUCGUUGGUCUCCGGUGCUAUUCAAAGGUCUCUGGGGUUUGAUGAUGCCCCGAAGUUUUCUGGUCUAUGGUGGGCCGUUCGAUCUAGUGCAGUGCAGUGUUGGAGAAGUUUUUACGCUCCUCGUGCCACCAUUUAUUACCUAGUCGACGUCCGAUAAUUGCGUUUCAACCUUUGUGUUAAGAUUUGGGACUGGUAUUAGUGUUCACACUUCGCAGAUUGAGCAAGUAUCUCGAUCAUUCGCGAUGGAAGUGCCAUGAUGGAAUGAGUGAAGUGCAUUCGCUCGUGUUGCCUUUUUACCAGUGUUUUGCGUUGUUCUGCUUGUACGCGAUUAGCCGGCCAACCUAAGCUAAGAUCGAGUUUUUCGCAUAUUGAGAUUCAGCGAUUCUUAAACGUAUUUAUGCCUCUAUAAAACUCGUCUCAGUCAGGUCGUUUUUACAGGAUAAACGGAACUCACAGAUCAACUAUAGUGCCUCUAACUUGUUUUGCUGCGAGGGUUAGCAUGUCUUUUAUUGGCAGUACCGGCGUGUAGUCAUUUCGAGCUUUUCCUCGUGAGGCCAGUCUCAUCUCUUUGCCUGGCACAAAAGGGGUAGCAGACGGCUUUUUUUAGAUAUAUACUUGUCGUUCAUCACGGUAACACAUGUCAGUCUCCGGGGCCAAAUGUUAUCACGCUUCGCCUGUGUUCGUUUCGCAAGUGAUAUGAUGCAAAUGGUAUAUGAAAUGAAAGUACAAUGAUAAGGACUAAAGGUGGAUCGUUUUCGAAUACGCGCGAGAAGGGCGGUCGCAGUCAUGUCGUGUUCGACUAAGUGCCAUGUAUAGCCAACGGUUAUGCUUAUAUUUGAAUAAAUAUUCAUCCGAAACGAGGUA
This is a messenger RNA of Amphibalanus amphitrite, 2877 nucleotides long. RefSeq names its product vascular endothelial growth factor receptor 1-like. The transcript has 8 exons. Gene Ontology annotation, cellular component: signaling receptor complex. NCBI's taxonomy places the organism in Eukaryota, Metazoa, Arthropoda, Thecostraca, Balanomorpha, Balanidae. The coding region runs from base 5 to 1582 and encodes 525 amino acids. Gene Ontology annotation, biological process: cell surface receptor protein tyrosine kinase signaling pathway; protein phosphorylation; positive regulation of kinase activity. Gene Ontology annotation, molecular function: transmembrane receptor protein tyrosine kinase activity; ATP binding. The record is from RefSeq and is a predicted model, not a curated record.